Messenger RNA from Cooperia oncophora, 270 nucleotides. NCBI's taxonomy places the organism in Eukaryota, Metazoa, Nematoda, Chromadorea, Rhabditida, Trichostrongylidae. The record is from the annotation of a GenBank genome assembly.
AUGACAGCAUGCCUUCCAUCGUUUAGAAGAAGACAAGCGAUUUGUUCACUUUCCGCUUUCAUCAUCUACACCUAUUUCAACGAACUGAAGGAUAAUCAGAACGAAACCCUGAAUGGAAAUAUUACUCGGUACCACUUCGGCUGGGCGUACUAUUGGUGCGGAGGUGCAGCCGCCUGUCUAUCAGCUGCAUUCAUCUGCAGUCUAUUCGCUUCAACUUGUGUGUUGUUGCACAAGCAACAGAAGAACAAAGUCGACACCAUCGUUCUGUGA